CACUCUCUUAUGUGGAAACGAAACUGAUCAGAGUCUUUUUGUCGUCUGUCUGUGUGAGAGUGAACAACCGUCCAAAUGGCUCAGCAGGGAGUUCUGCUGGACCAGGACCAGUUCUGUUGUUCUGUCUGUCUGGAUCUACUGAAGGAACCAGUGGCUAUUCCCUGUGGACACAGUUACUGUAGAAUCUGUAUUGAGGGCUGCUGGGAUCAGGAUGUUCUGAAAGGGGUCUAUAGCUGUCCUCAGUGCAGAGAGACCUUCACUCCAAGGCCUAAUCUGAGGAAAAAUAACAUGUUGGCUGAGCUGGUGGAGAAACUGAGGAAGACAGGACUCCAGGCUGCUCCCCCUCCUGCUCUGUGCUAUGCUGGACCUGGAGAUGUGGCGUGUGAUUUCUGCACUGGGACCAGAAAGCAGAAAGCCCUCAUGUCCUGUCUGGCAUGUCUGGCCUCUUACUGUGAGACUCACCUCCAACCUCACUAUGAAUCUCCUGCUUUCAAGAAGCACAAGCUGGUCAAAGCCACCGCACAACUACAGGAGAAGAUCUGUUCUCAUCAUGACAAACUGCUGGAGGUUUACUGUCGUACCGAUCAGCAGUGUAUCUGUCUGCUGUGUACAAUGGAUGAACAUAAAGGCCAUGAUACAGUGUCAGCUGCAGCAGAGAGGACUGAGAAACAGAGGCAGCUGGGGAUGAGUCAGCAGAAGGUCCAGCAGAGAUUCCAGGAGAGAGAGAAGGAGCUGAAGGAGCUCCAACAGGAUGUGGAGUCUCUCAAGCGCUCUGCACAGUCAGCAGUGGAGGACAGUGAUCAGAUCUUUACUGAGCUGAUCCGCUCCAUUGAGAGAAGGAGCUCUGAGGUGAAGGAGCUGAUCAGAGCCCAAGAGAAGGCUCAAGUGAGUCAAGACUGAAGGACUCCUGGAGCAACUGAAGCAGGAGAUAGCAGAGCUGAGGAAGAGAAGCACUGAGCUGGAGCAGCUCUCACAC
This is a messenger RNA of Salvelinus fontinalis (brook trout), 976 nucleotides long. RefSeq names its product E3 ubiquitin/ISG15 ligase TRIM25-like. The record is from RefSeq and is a predicted model, not a curated record. Bases 76 to 900 code for a protein of 274 amino acids. Gene Ontology annotation, molecular function: zinc ion binding. The transcript has 3 exons. NCBI's taxonomy places the organism in Eukaryota, Metazoa, Chordata, Actinopteri, Salmoniformes, Salmonidae.